GCCAGUCCUGACCAUACAGGGACAGGUGAGGACUUGAGUUGAUCCUACAGAUGGCGUCGCCAACUGUCGUAAUGUGCAGAACACACGACAGUCUGUGGAGUCUCUGAGCCCUUCCCAGGUAAGCAGCAGAACUGCACUUUCUAGGAGGGUUGCUACCUGCUGCAUUGGAAAUGGAGGGUGAUGAGCAGGGAAUAGCAGUUAAGAAGAGAACUGGACUAAGCCUCCCUCCGACUAGAGUAGCACAUGAAACUGAAAGUUCUGAUGAAGAGCUGUUGUGUAGAUCCAUCCCUCUGGGACUUGCACUUGGACCAUCCAUAGCACAGAACGGUCGAAUUGGGAUAUGGUGUGUGAGCCAGCCAUUGCAGUCCGGUGCUUUCUUUGGACCUCUUGAGGAGCCAGAAGUGAGGGAAGUAGGAGGCUGGGUUAUGGCAGCUUUUGGCUGCUUGGCAGGUGGUGGAUCGCAGCCCAACAUUGUAGAUCGUGCAGCAGGUUGGAUGAGAUUUGCCUGUCCUGCAAGAAAGGAAGAGGAUCAGAAUGUGGACAUGGUUUCCUUUCAUGGGAAGUUGUACUUAAGGAUUUGUAAACCUAUUGAUCCUGGAGCAGAGCUUCUAAUCAGACCUGAGAUGGACUCAAUGUUGCCAAAUGGGGUACCUGUUGCUACACAUGGUGAAAAAUUGGGCUUGACAGGUGGGCAGCAGAGGGGAGAGGAUCCCAUUUCAUGGGUGGACAUUGGGCACAGAGAAGACGACAUCAUGGGUGAAGUGGACAUGGAGCACAGAGGAGAUUAUAUGACAUGGGUAGACAUGGGGCAAAGAGGAGAUGAAAGUAUGACAUGGGAGGAUAUGGGUCCAAGGGGAUAUGAUAGUAUGGCAUGGGUGGACAUGGUGCAGAGAGCAGAGGAGAGCAUUUCUAGACUGGUAAACAGAGAAGAGGUUUCCAUGAUGAAAAUGGAUGGUGAAAGCGAAGACCUUCUAAUUGAUGAAAAUUUGGGCCACUCGACAGCCACAGUGGCUGGCAUAAACCUUGGAGACGACCACCUUGUGAGCGGUAUCAACAUGGAAGAACGACACACCGGUAUAGGCUUGAGCCAGGACAGUUAUUCUAGAAAAGUCAGCGGUUUUGGUGUACCUGCAGAUCUUGGUUGGCAAGAAAACCUUGUGGGACCUGGAUCUCCAGCCCCCCUGGAUGAAAAGCACACCUCAAUGGACUCACUGGAAAUGUGUCACCUACCAGCCAAGAGCCACAGUAACGUCUGUAAAGAUGAAGAAAUAUCCAAUGUGCCCAUGCAUGAAAGAUGUUUGUUCAGUCAGAAAAACUCUGCCUGUCUGAAUGUAGAGAAUGCUACUGGCCUCUCAGUGCCACCUUCUCCAAAUACUGCGCCUGUGCAUAGUGAAAGUCUCGCCAUAGAGUCAGAGAACAUCACUACGAGGGCAAGCACUCGACUGGCAGCCAAGCCACGCAAAUUGCAAGUUCUAGUUAGCAGAAUUCAAAAACGACUUCAGGAGAGAAAGAUGAGGAGUUUAGAGCAGAAAGUGAGAGAGCAGGAUAAAGAAUGCAAGGUGGAGGAGGAGGAGGAGGAGGCCUCAAUCCUAACCAUCCAGCCUGAAGGGCAGGAGCCAAGGCAGGACGUAGACAUGAAAAACAAGGUGGACGCAAAUGAAAACCCCAAAUCCAAGUGUAGGGCAAAGAGGGGGAACUCACCUAUUGAUAUGCGUGAGAGAAAAUACAAAUGUGAACAAUGUGGCAAAAGCUUUCUACAACUUUGCCAUCUGAAGAAACACAGGCUGACGCACCUAGACUAUAAGCCCUACUUGUGUACAGAGUGUGGCAAGGCCUACAGCUCCCAAGAGAGCUUUAGGGCUCACCUACUCCUUCACAAGGGUGAGCGACCUUUCAAGUGUCAACAAUGCGACAAGGCGUACGGCACCAAGCGGGAUUUGAGGGAGCAUGAGGUCCUACACACAGGAAAGCGACCAUUCAGCUGUGACCAAUGUGGUAAAGCCUUUGCUCGGCGUCCCUCCCUUCGUAUACACAAGCAAAUUCAUUUGACAAAAGAACUGAAUUUGGAGAAUAUCAAGCUGUGCAAAUGUCCAGUCUGUGAAAAGGAGCUUGCAAACCGGGGGUCUCUAAGAAAUCAUAUGAGGCUGCACACUGGGGAGAAGCCAUACAACUGCCCCUACUGUGGAAAGUCAUUCCGGCAACAGAGCAAUCUCCGUAGCCACCUUCGGAUUCACACUGGGGAGAAGCCUUACAAGUGUGACCACUGUGAGGAGUUCUUCUCACAGCUGCCAGAACUGAGGAGGCACCUCAUCUCUCAUACCGGGGAGGUGUAUCUCUGCCCUAUCUGUGGGAAAGCCCUUAGAGAUCCUCACACACUCCGAGCACACGAACGUCUCCACUCAGGUGACCGGCCAUAUAAAUGUGACCAGUGUGGCAAAUCAUACAUCUUGGCAACCAAACUUCGUCGACACCUGAAAAGUCACGUAGAAGGUAAACCUUAUAAAUGCUCAUUGUGUGGGUCCAGCUACACCUCAAUGAAAAGUCUUGUUCGCCAUGAGCUUCUGCAUAAAAGAAAAGAAGAGAUGGAAUCAGUGGAAAUUAAAGACGCUGCAUUGCCGCUACAGAACAAGUCUAAUCCACCUUCAGCUGCACUGUAUAAGCCUGAAAAUAAAGACCAAAAAACUACCAAGGUGUGCCCCAAAGUUGAGGAGACAGAAGAAAAUUGUAAGGAUGAAAGCUCAGAGCUGUAUGUGAACACCUUCAAGAAAUCCAUCAAUGUGGCUUCAAGUGAAGCAAAGGUGAUCCCAAUGAAUAAUCGGGGAGGUGCCAAUGUGAACGGCACCCGAUUUACUGGGCCUCAAGAUAUUCAAGAUAUGAUGGAGUCCUCCCCAGAGCUCAGUGAUUCCGUGGUUACAAGUGAGGCUGAAGAUCACAUCCAGAUGAGUGAAGACUUGGUAGAGAUUAUCACCUCUGAAGCAGACAACAAGUGCCUUCUUGUUGAGGGAGCAAAGCCUCAUCGUAAUCUUGUUAUACUUCAGGAUGAGGAAAGUAUGAAUGGUGUGGCUGAAACUGUAGAAAUUUAAACUGGUUUAUGUGGAAAAGUUACUUCAGUUCUUAUUUCAAAUUAAAAGAUGUGUAU
Messenger RNA from Erpetoichthys calabaricus (reedfish), 3139 nucleotides. Its product is annotated as zinc finger protein 184-like. The record is from RefSeq and is a predicted model, not a curated record. Bases 171 to 3083 code for a protein of 970 amino acids. Gene Ontology annotation, cellular component: nucleus. NCBI's taxonomy places the organism in Eukaryota, Metazoa, Chordata, Cladistia, Polypteriformes, Polypteridae. The transcript has 6 exons.